AUUUUACAGAUCAUCAACUAUGCAGAUCAACAGAAUGACAACUCCGCUGCUGCGCAUCAAUCGGUGUGGUGAAUGAAACGGACUUUUGUGGCACGAUCGGCCGACACGGACGACAGCACGGCACAGCACGGUCGCCGAUCCGACCCGGCGCACCGCGGCUCUUCAUCCCCCGUGAGAUCUCGUGACUAAUCGGCAAGGCGAGUGGAGCCGGAGCAUGUAACCAGGCGCGGAUAGGGAUUCAAUGAAAACAACGUAGAGCCAGAACGCGAUGUUCAGAUAAAUAUGAAUAAAUUCUGAAGGAUCGAGUAACUGCUGGAUAAAGAGAUUUGAAGAUGAAUUGGCCACUGGUGCUGACUUGCUUCCUGCUACCGCAGUCGUGCAUUCUGGGCGCAUCGCGUGGCUGCACGUUCCCGGAGGAGUGGUACGGCCGGUGGUUCCAGUCGGGGAAUGCCGAGCUGCUGACCGUCAACGGCUCCGAAAUCACCAGCAAGGGCCUCUGCGUCGAGAAAGACGGCGACAAGUUUCUCGUUCACGACACGAAGUAUAGUUGCUACCGGUGCAUUGUGAUGCAUGCGCAACACGCCAACGUGCUGCAGUAUAAAGAAACUUUUUGCACGCCCGGGGAAGAGAGUCUGUCAGCAAAAUGCAGCACGUUGACCAGCGACGCCAUUCUGAUCUCUCUGUUUCGCAACAAUGCAGCGCAGCUGCCCUGUCCCAUUAAGGGCCCGUUGGAGUUCACGUAUAGCGUGAAUGAGGGCGAGUGCAAUUGGCCGCGGUCACGAGCGGAAGCGUGCACGCAGGACUCGCGUCUGCUUUUGCGCUAUCAAGCGUGUGCCAACGUUCAUUCGUCUGAAAGCGUAGACGUAGAAUUGGAGUGUCUGGCUCAUUGGAGGGAGGGCAGCACAAAUUACAUGGUCGCGCGUUUGUACAGCGAUCGUAACGAUCGUAAAAUAAACGACGAAGAGAGCUACAGAUGCUUUAUUUACACAAAUCCAUCGAACAACACGUGGUAUCUUGCGCAGAGUUCGGACGCCGCCUGCAACGGAUUGAUCAGCGUCAACGAAGCUGCCAGAACGUUCAAAAUGACGCAAAAAAAUCCACCGCAGCGUUGCACGUAUCCGUCCUGGGUGGUGGCCGGUAAAUCGUGGGUGGCUUUGGAUCGAAUGGCUUCUCGGCUCCUGGCGUCGCCUUACAACCUCACGAUCCUCGACGAAACGAGACCCGCCUUGUUUGCCAUUCAGUCGUUCGUGCCACCGAUGAUCGCUCCCUGCUAAUCGAUAGGGAGAAUCAAAAGCAGUUCGUCGCGAAGGUGACGCGAGAUUGCAAGAACGGAUACGUGUGCGUGAUGUUCCACAGGAGGGACGAGCACGUAAUAGAGAUGCAGCUGUCGGAAUGGGGCCAGCAGCCUGAC
This is a messenger RNA of Linepithema humile (Argentine ant), 1411 nucleotides long. The record is from RefSeq and is a predicted model, not a curated record. Lineage: Eukaryota; Metazoa; Arthropoda; Insecta; Hymenoptera; Formicidae.